UAAUAAGCGCUAUAGUGCCCAAGACAAACAUUCGUUGAGCCUCCCGUUUUGUGCCGAGCGUAUGAAACAAGAUCCCGCAACUGGGAUUGUAUUCGCGCUCACUCGGAAAACUGCUCGCUUUUAUCGCCAUGAAGACACCCGACUGACGGUGCAUUAUAGGAAAUUGCCGUCACUGACAGAACUGUCGACAAACCUUUGCUCAAAGUUUCAUCGGUAAACGAAUCUCGUCCCCGGGAUCGGAUUCCUUCAAGAUGACAAGCCAGCAAGGCAAAGAACUCGAGGAUGACAUUGAGAAAGGCGAAACCGAUGCCAUGAUCAGCGACCUCGCCGGCGCUUCUUCCAAAAAGGAGAAACUGACCCGUUUUCCCGGAUUCCCGAUGACGAUCUUGGCGCCUCUACUGCUGAUUGCCUCCUUGAUUGCGGUGCUGGCUCCGACCUUUAUUCUGCUCGGUCAAGGAAGUACUACAGCGGUCGACCAACUCAGUACUGAAUAUCUAGAUGCAUUGAUGCAGAGGGUGUCCAUGAACAUCACGGGGUCUGUCAAAAACAUCUUUCCGCUAGUUGAGUACUUGACAUCAAUGCCCAGAGUAGCAGCUUCCUUUGCUCCCGGCCGUGAAAUUCAAGGUUUGGAGAACGAGCCUUGGGCUGGCGAUCUGAUUGGCAUGUACUUCAAGUACAACCUGGACACCAUUGGAUGCACGCAAACUUCCUGGAUUCCGCCGAAUGGUCCGGGCAGUCCCAUGAGUAAUGCAACUAUCCAUUGGACCCAGAUGUUCACCUAUCCUCAUCCAUUGCUUGGGAACAUCAUCUACAAGGGUGAUUGGUCACCAUCGGACGACGGAGGAAAAGUAGCUGUGUACAUGGUCAAUAAAAAGACCUUGUCAUUCAAUGCGAGCGCACCCGUGGUCCACGACUAUCUCCAUCAAGUAUCUCUGGCGAAUCGAAUGCAGCUAGGUGACUUGGAGGUGAUGAAUUCAACGUAUUGGAAUGCAUACGUCAGCGAGAAAGGGACCUACGUCGCCUGGGUGACCACGCCUCACUUUGUCGCUUCCAGUAACCUUCCCAACUACCACUGCAGCGCCGGAAUCCGCGUCGAUUCCACCUGGAACAGCAUUUUGCUCAACAACAAGCCCACGGAUGAUAGUGUGGUCGCUUUCUUCAAUCAAAACCUGCAAAUUGUAGCCAGCAGCAACAUGGUGGCGACGAAUACCACCGUCACUUCAAAGAACACUUUUACACUCCCCGACCCGGAUGCACUAACCAUCUCGCUGCGGAACAGACUCACUGAGGAUUUUGUUACGUUCGAAAAUGCCGCAACCCCGUUUCGAACAGUUCAGCAAUACCAAGAUGUGCAGCUCCCCGGUUAUGAUGGCCUCUGGAUUCUGGUCACUCAAAGAGUCAGCAUCAGCUCUUACAUAUCCCAGGAUGGACUGCUAGCUGUAGCGAUCCCACGUCGCAGGGUCUAUGGUACGAUCGAGGAUGCACGGAACAGAGCUCUUCGCACCUCCAUCGGCAUCGCAGUAGCCUUUGCUGUGUUAUCGAGCAUCGUGUUUGUGAUCAUUGUCAUGCCGCUUUUCAAGCUCGCUAAAGUGAUGCAGAGUCUUACGACUUUGAACUUUGCAAAAUUGGAAGAGUCAAAUGCUUUGGAGGAACGCAGCGUCAUCUGGGAAAUCCGACGUGUGCAGACUGUCUUUGCCACGAUGGUCAAGGCCUUUGCUGGAGGAUUGAAAAAGAACAAAGCUCUGGUCGCUGGGAGAGGCACAGGCACUGGGACGGGAAGCGGAAAAGAAAAGGUCGCCACUAUCAGAAAGAAGUAGGGAACAUCAGAACGGGGAGCCAUCGGACGUGUUCUUCACGAGAAAAAUGUUAGGACAAAAAUUGAUCAAUCAAUUGUGUCAGUCUGUUAUGUCAUUCAUCGGGUUAAAAGUUGGUUCUUGAUCUGAACCCACACAUAACCUGGACGUGAAUGCCCAUGCGAAUCCUUUUGAAUCGCUCGCCGAAUGGGGAACUUGGAUUUCACCAGCUCAAAACCGCGGGUUUGGUCUUUUGCAUUCUUGCCUUCCUCCAACUUUUGCGCCAAAUCUCUCUAGAUCUACAGCAGCGUUUCCUCCCAAUCCGACGUUCUUGUGAGUGCUGCUGGCAAAAUCUGCAAGGAGCUCUCAGGCCAGGCGCAGUUGAGAGAGCGACGCGAUGCUGUCAUUGUUGGGU
Fimicolochytrium jonesii is the source of this 2208-nucleotide messenger RNA. RefSeq lists its product as uncharacterized. Bases 252 to 1817 code for a protein of 521 amino acids. Lineage: Eukaryota; Fungi; Chytridiomycota; Chytridiomycetes; Spizellomycetales; Powellomycetaceae. The transcript is spliced from 15 exons. The record is from RefSeq and is a predicted model, not a curated record.